CGCCCGCCGGCGCACCAGUCAGUACCGCGCCCGGCCGCCGGCGCACCAGUCAGUACCACGCCCGGCGAAUCUGGAGGGCGAAGCUGCGGCAGGGCAAUCACAACAGGGCUGUCAGAGAGGAGGCGAGGCGGGAGGAAGAUGGAGAGGCGGGUGGGAGCCUCACUCUGGACUCUACCGCCACAGCCCGGUCUAGCCGCUACGCCCGAGCUCAAGUCUGACUCGAAACUCCGCUGGGUGCCUGAGAGGACGCGGCAGGCCAAGGGGUGGAACUGAGGGGGCGGGGACGCGGCGGGCGGGUGGGGCCGCCUCCCGGUUGGGCACGCCUCCACGCCAGACUGGGCGCGAAGGAAACCGGAACCUGUCUGCCUACGGUGCCUGUUUCCGGAAGCAGCUUGAGUCUGGACGCCAACGUCGGGGACGCUGGGAAGCAGACUUCCGGCGCCCUAUUUUCUCACCGGUUCCCGCGGCGAGCCAGCAGCAGCGGCGGCGGCGAUGAGACAGAAGCACUACCUUGAGGCUGCAGCGCGGGGACUGCACGACAGCUGCCCGGGCCAAGCCCGCUACCUCCUCUGGGCCUACACUUCCUCUCACGAUGAUAAGAGCACUUUUGAAGAAACGUGUCCAUACUGUUUCCAGCUGUUGGUUCUGGAUAACUCUCGAGUGCGUCUCAAACCCAAAGCCAAGUUGACACCCAAAAUACAGAAACUUCUUCAUCGAGAAGCGAGAAACUAUACACUCAGUUUUAAAGAAGCAAAAAUGGUGAAAAAGUUCAAAGACUCCAAAAGUGUAUUGUUGAUCACUUGUAAAACAUGCAACAGAACAGUGAAACAUCAUGGUAAAAGUAGAAGCUUUCUGUCAACAUUGAAGAGCAAUCCUGCCACUCCUACAAGUAAACUCGGCCUGAAGACACCAGAGAGAAGGACUGCAAACCCAAAUCAUGACAUGUCUGGCUCGAAAGGCAAGAGCCCAGCAUCGGUUUUCAGGUUAUCCUAUACAUCUCAGAUGAAGCUGUCAUUUUUUCCCCCUUGACUGCAGAAGUUUUACCUUUUGGUGGGAAUUACUUUAAUGAAAAGCUGCAGAUGGUCAGACCUGGUGGCACACAUCUGUAAUCCCAGCACCUUUGUGAGGCCAAGGCGGGUGGAUCGCUUGAGCCCAGGAAUUCAAGACAGGCCUGGGCAACAUAGCAAGACCUUGUCUCUAUAAAAAAAAAUAAAAAUUAAAAAUAAAAAUAAAAAAAAGAUCAGUCAGGUGUGGUAGUGUGUGCCUGUAGUUCUAGCUUCUUGGGAAGCUGAGGUGGGAGGAUUGCUUGAGCCCAGGAGCUCAAAAUUUCAGUGAGCUAUGAUCGUGCCACUGCACUCCAGCCUGGGCAACAAACAGAAUGAGACCCUGUCUCAAAAAAACAAAACAAAACAAAAGCUGCAACUCAGUCUAACACCUUAAAAUAGAAGUUAAGGGUAGGACGUCCAUGUCUUUUGUUUUCUCUACAAAAGAGAGUGAAAAUCUAAAUCAGGCAAGGAAAUGGCACAAACACCACUUUAAUUGAAUCCAAGUGUCCUAACUUCAUCAAUCAUAUUUGAGAAUACUGGCAGGUGGGGGAAUAUGGGGAGGAG
Messenger RNA from Gorilla gorilla gorilla (western lowland gorilla), 1610 nucleotides. RefSeq names its product ribonuclease MRP subunit p24 (gene RMP24). The coding region runs from base 493 to 1029 and encodes 178 amino acids. The record is from RefSeq and is a predicted model, not a curated record. The transcript is spliced from 6 exons. Lineage: Eukaryota; Metazoa; Chordata; Mammalia; Primates; Hominidae.